Messenger RNA from Populus trichocarpa (black cottonwood), 1291 nucleotides. RefSeq lists its product as uncharacterized. The record is from RefSeq and is a predicted model, not a curated record. Gene Ontology annotation, biological process: translation. Gene Ontology annotation, cellular component: mitochondrial large ribosomal subunit. NCBI's taxonomy places the organism in Eukaryota, Viridiplantae, Streptophyta, Magnoliopsida, Malpighiales, Salicaceae. The coding region runs from base 115 to 924 and encodes 269 amino acids. Gene Ontology annotation, molecular function: structural constituent of ribosome. The transcript has 4 exons.
AUCAUAUUUGGUAUUUCUUAACAGACACAGAAGCUAAAACCCUAAAUCAUCGGAUGACAAACAAAUUACAAAACCCUUUAAAACCCAACUCAUAUUUUUGAUAAAAAAAAAAAAAUGAUAAGGAGAAGAUUACUCUCUUCAUUGCUCUCAUCAACCCCACUCUUAACUCCCAAAACCACCUCAAUUUCCACUUUCACUGCAAUUCAAACUCUCAAAGACUCAAACUUUGCAAAUGGGGCAUCUGGAUUUAUGGGUUUUAGGGCUUAUAGUUUGUUAAGUUUGAAUGAUUUGAGGGACAAUGUGCCAAGGAAGCAGAAGACAAGAAAGGGUCGUGGUAUUGGGUCUGGUAAAGGAAAGACGGCAGGGAGAGGUCAUAAAGGACAGAAAGCUAGAGGGACUAUGAAGUUUGGUUUUGAAGGUGGACAGACUCCAAUGCGAAGGCGUUUGCCCAAAAGGGGGUUUAAGAACCCCUUUAGUCUCACUUUUCAGCCAGUAGGUUUGGGAAAGAUUGCAAAACUUAUCAAUGCAGGGAAGAUAGAUUCCCAUGAAUUAAUCACAAUGAAAAUCCUCAAGGAUACUGCGGCCAUUGGGAAGCAGAUAAAAGAUGGAGUAAGACUGAUGGGACGUGGCGCGGAGAAGAUCCAAUGGCCUAUUCAUCUAGAGGUGUCAAGAGUUACUGUCAGGGCAAAGGAAGCAGUUGAAGCUGCUGGUGGAUCCGUCAGACGAGUGCAUUACAAUAAGCUGGGUUUCCGGGCAUUGCUUAAGCCUGAGUGGUUUGAAAAGAAGGGCAGGUUGUUGCCAAAGGCUGCCAGGCCUCCACCAAAGCUGAAAGAUAAAGUUGAUAGCAUAGGCCGCUUGCCUGCCCCGACUAAACCUAUUCCCUUUUACACUGAAGAAAAGGAGGCAGCCUCUGCUCCUACCUAGUUGAUCAAACAAUCAUUUUGGGGUCACUUAAGAGUGUAUUUUGAUGAAGAAGUACUUCACAAGCAUAUUCUCUCCCCCACAAGGUCUUCAAUAGCAUUCUAUUUUCACAUGCUUUCCAUGAAUCAUGCAGAGUGUUUAACAAGUGAAUCCGUGGAAACUCCAUUUUGAUGAGCUCUUAAAGAAAUAAGGGAGACUUUUUGCGAUGUAAUUCUAGUUUUGCAAUCUUCUGGAACACAGAUUUUUCAUCCAAACAAGAGCAACUUGUGAAUGGGUUGAAGUAGUCCAUUGGUUCUUAAGUUAUCAUUUUGUGACAAUUUUGACUGGUUUGUUUCAAAACCAAAGGGUCCAUUGGCCUCUUGUUUUGCAA